AUAUCAGCUCACCUGUCUGCUAGGCUCUAUUAGAGGUAACCCUUUAACUGACGACUGGAACUUCCUAAACGGAUUAACCUGGAUUGCAUUUUUUUGUGGAGAAAUAAUCAAAAGGAAUAUUACUAAAAGAACAAUGGAGUGGAGGAUUAUAGUACCUGUUCUGUGUCUAAUUGGAUUCCUGUCUGUGCCAGGAUAUGCUGCUGAAACUAACAUCACUGUCACCCCCAACAACGGCACCACCAACAGCACCAUCAACGGCACCAUCAACGGCACCACCAACACCACCACCAACAGCUCCACCAACACCACCACCAACAGCUCCACCAACACCACCACCAACAGCUCCACCAACACCACCACCAACAGCCCCACCAACAACAGCCCCACGACUUUUGAAUUUAAUAUAACGUUCCACAUUGAUGACACUUUCAAUGCAAACUACGCAGACAUGACCAAUAAUGACACAAUAGCCCUUAAAAACAAAAUCAUCUCUCAGGUUACACCAGCUUACACUCAAUUUAAAAACUUCCAACGCUUUGAUAUUCUGCAAUUCAGGAAUGGCUCCAUUGUGGUCGAUGGAAAACUUAUCUUUAACAACAGUGACUCCAAGCCUUCUGUGGCAAACCUGACACAAAUCUUGAAUAAUGGAAAUUUUACCUUCAAAGUCCUUUCCAAUCUCACCAAUAUUGCUGAGGUCACAACAACUGCUGGUCAGUUUGUGUUUACAGAUUUAUCUUUCAAUCGUUAAGUUUGCA
This is a messenger RNA of Carassius carassius (crucian carp), 755 nucleotides long. Its product is annotated as WD repeat-containing protein 91 homolog. The record is from RefSeq and is a predicted model, not a curated record. Bases 134 to 748 code for a protein of 204 amino acids. NCBI's taxonomy places the organism in Eukaryota, Metazoa, Chordata, Actinopteri, Cypriniformes, Cyprinidae. The transcript is spliced from 5 exons.